UCGCACUGCAUUGCAUUGCAUCGUAGACAGCGCCAAAAUCCCGCGUGGCAAACACACACGGGUCUGUCAGUUCUGUCAGGUCUGUACUCAAGGUCCGAAUCUUCUCCAAAUACGGAGUACUAGUAGUUACCAUCCAGCCAUGUAUUACGACCUUCUAUCUACAAUCUUCAUUGUUCUCUAUCAAGAUCAAGAGGGCACUUGAGACUGCGACAUGUGCUGGUGCAACCCUCAAUGACUUGUAACUACCGCAACCAGGAUGAAGGGGGGGAGAAAUGCUGGGACUGAACCAUCCGCUGGCUGGGCUGAUGCAGGACCACUCGUUCGAUCUCUGGACCUCGCCGGUUGAGCCGCGAUCGCCGAUGACACACACUUAUCCCUACUCGUACAACAAACCUACACUUUCAACACCAUCAUCUACAGAGUACACACUACAGAGACACCAUUCUGGCACGAGCAAUCUUCGUACAAGAACGAGCAAAUGUUUCCAUGUCGUUCCUACUGAUCAAUUCUGCCACGCAGUAGUAACUCUAGUGUCUUCCGGUUUUUCUUCUACGCCGUUGCUACUGACACGCAAGAUGGCAAAUUCCCCCUUUUCGCCUCUGCAUUGGUCAUCCCUUACGAGGUGUGCCGGGACCGCUGUGAAGGCGAAUCCAAUAAUUUUCUUUCCAUUCGAAUUCUGCACUUUUAACUCCAACUCGAUAGGUAGGACUUGUGUCACAUUGCUCCUCGUGCCAGGCGAUGGCGCCAUAACCCGGACAAAGAACCCGUUUCAACAACCAUCUCCCGGUACUUUACCCCGGCGGUGCUUUUGCCCAUCUAGGUAUCUACAUUGCUUUGUUUUGCCUGACUGUCCGCCAAAGAAUCUAAUAAAUCCUUCCAUGCCCUUGUGUGCACUGUGAACCCAGAUGCAAGCCCGUCAGCAAAGAACAAUCUAUGGCUGACCCGAUGAGACC
Molecule: messenger RNA, 953 nt
Organism: Aaosphaeria arxii CBS 175.79
Lineage: Eukaryota; Fungi; Ascomycota; Dothideomycetes; Pleosporales
Exons: 1
Coding region: 273-899 (208 amino acids)
Source: RefSeq, a predicted model, not a curated record